Messenger RNA from Danaus plexippus (monarch butterfly), 4456 nucleotides. Its product is annotated as transmembrane protein 94. The transcript is spliced from 28 exons. Bases 217 to 4281 code for a protein of 1354 amino acids. The record is from RefSeq and is a predicted model, not a curated record. NCBI's taxonomy places the organism in Eukaryota, Metazoa, Arthropoda, Insecta, Lepidoptera, Nymphalidae.
UUGUGUUGCCUUUUAUAUUGUAAAUAAAUAAAUACUUUUAAAAUACUUGGACCUACGCUUAUACAGAAAACUUAGUUAAACAAUAUACAAUUACUCUGACAACUGUGAUAGGACAUCUUUGUAAUUCAACUUUUGUAAAAGUUUAUAAUUUUGUUGCCGACUCUCCACAAUGAAAGUUAACUAGAUCAGGAAACCAUGUAAACAGUUUCAAAUAUAAUGGAUGAGAAAUGUCAACAAGCAAUAGGAUAUUCCACUAAAACAGCUCUCUUAAAAUUAAGAGAUGAUAUUCGGAAUGUCAUUGAUGAAUAUAAACAUAAAAAUCGCAUGAGGCUCGGGAUUAUACGCAAGAUAAUAUCAUUUAAUUCAGAAAAAGUAUUGUUAUCUGGAGUCGCCUACACAGUCACCAUAAUUAAUAUUGUAUGUUUGCUGUUAACUUAUCUAAUAGGAGAGACUGUCCUUCCUCAAGGAUACUUACUUUGGGAAGCCUUAUUUUUAUUCAUUAUUUUGAUAGUCAACUUUUUGGUUGCACUUAAUGAAGAAUACUUGUAUCAAAAUGAAAUACCACAUAGAGUGAAGAAGGUUUUAGAAACACUAGACUCAGCGAUUGAGAAGUGUUAUUGGAAAGAGAUCCAUUAUCCCCAUCUAUGUGCACCAUUUUCACCAUGUGUUAUACUGCAAUGGACUUACAGAGAUGGUACUAUUGUAAAUUUACCAUGGGCUUUAUUAGUGGAAGGUGAUAUAAUAGUUCUUCGACCUGGACAGGAGGUCCCGGGUCAUGUUCAAGGACUAAGCCCAGGUGACCCGGAGUUAUUUUUUGGUCAAAUUUUUCAAUCUGACUCAAAGUUUACUAAAGAGAACUGCAGUGCUCCUAGAGUGUGUACCCCUCACCCUAACAAAGAGUACAGAAUGUGUGAGACGCCCUAUCUAAAGAACCUCAGACUGGCACUCGAUGAAGCUACCAACAGACCCGUCACAGUCUAUGAAAAACAAAGGUACUUGUGUACAGUUAAAAUUAUGGAAGGCAUCGUAAUGCCUGUGGUUAUCAUACUUAUGGUGGUUGGUUGUAUCAUUAGACAUCUAUAUGAUCUGCCGGGCACCACACAUUGGACGGAAGUGUACUUACUACAGACGAUUGCUGCUUCUCUGCCGCUGCUGCAAAUAAUAUUCCCUAUUAUAUGGGUCACACUUAAUUGUUACGGACUCGCCACUUUCAAACAUCUAUCUAUGACUCGCCCGAAGUACUCUAGACCUAAGUCCUGCUCUAUAUCGGAAGACGCAAGCGAUCCACUCAUACAAGUAUUGAGCGAUCCGAACCUAAGACCUAAGAGCUUCCAUGCUUUGGCGAAAACCUUCUGGAAUAUUCUCAUUGGCAAGGAGGACAUGGUCACACGAACUUCAAACAUAGUCCAUGUCUUAGGAUCGCUUUCGGCUCUAUGCUGCGUAGACAAGAAAGGCAUACUGUCAUGGCCGAAUCCAACAGCAGAAAAAGUAUUCUUCCUUCGUAACUCCAGUCCCACGUCGCAGAACUCCAGCAAGACCAGUCUAGUGGGGUCUAUGGGACAUCACAGCGAAACUACCUUGGACCAGACUGGAGACAGCAAACAGAACACCGAACCGUCCACCGUUGUUGAGGUCCUGGACUUGACCCACGACCAGAACGCGCCGUUCCGUGUAGAGUUCGACGAACAGCGUUGGCGGACACACCUCGCUCGCCUCAAGCCUCUGGGUCUUGCAGCGCUCCUCAACACCUGUGCCGCACAACCGACGCACACAUACGCACACUUCUGUGCACAUCUCACAUGCGAGGCACAGCACAGUGAGGAUUUAGUUCCAGUCACCAACAGAAGAUGUCUCUGUGAGUUAGCGAAGCAAAUAGGAUUCACGGACUCGGUCACUGACUCCUACAGUAUACAGGAGUGUUUGGCCGUUUUUAGACAUUUGCAAGCGGAUACAAUAAGACGUGAGACUCGAUUCGUUCGUUCGCUCCACCUCAGUACACGUGUGAAGGUUCCUCUACCACACAUGCUGGCGGUCAUCGUUAAAGAUCACGCGAAUCAACUACAGAUGCUGUCACAGGGUACGGCUGAUAUAAUAUUGGAUUCAUGCGUGGACUUCUGGAACGGUCGCGACCUGACGACCAUAACGCCCUCCGAUAGGAAGAAGAUAAUAGAUUUCUACCAACGGAACUCUCUCACGGCGUACUGCACCGCAUUUGCUUAUAAACCGCUCACCCGCGGCGUGGCGCCGUGCGUGUCCCGUCAGUACCUGGAGCUGCCCGCUGACAGCCGGCCGUUGUACGCUCACUGCCAGCUGUGGCCGGACGCGCCCGCGUUACACUUCCACUCUACAGACUCUUUGUUGUUCAACGAAGUGACGGAUGACGACGUCGAUGACGCUGACGGAUAUUUUGACAUGCAAUGUAAUCAGGUUUUCAUUGGUAUGGUGACGAUGCAGUACCAGGCUCAGAGCGAUAUGGUGGAACUGAUAGAGCGUUUGGAGCGAGCCUGCAUACGAUUUGUGCACUUCAGUAAGGAGAACGAGCUCAGAUCGAGGGUUUUCAGCGAGAAGAUGGGCCUAGAGUCUGGUUGGAACUGCCAUAUAUCACUUAUGAAUGAUCAGAAACAUAGCGCGGCCGGGUCUCCGCUAUGCUCUGAGACACAGCGCUCCAACGCCCACGCUAGGAACGAACUCACUGACGCCUUAAUAUAUAGCGGGAAUAUGGCGGCGUCGAAGUCUUUGUCGAUGUCCGCGCCCGGGGCCAUCAACGUUGAACACAGUACAGUUAAAUUUGACGACGAAAUAAAAAAAACACGUCAUUCCAUAACAGCACACAGCGGACUAAAGGAGGUUCAGCUGAGCAACGCCAGCCAGGCGUCGACGGACUCCCUGCUGGGGUCUCCGGCGGACGGCUGCCGGUCCCUCUCCUGCCUCACAGACUCCACCGACCACAGCGCGCCGCUCAACUUCGACAUGAGCAACCGGGCCAAACUGCCCCGGGGCAUUGAGAACAUUCGUCCUCACAUCGAGCAGGUGGACAACGUGCCGCUGCUGGUGUCUCUGUUCACGGACUGCACCGCCGGCUCCGUGCAUCAGAUGAUACAAAUCAUGCAGGAUUACGGUGAAGUAGUUUGCGUAAUGGGUUCAGCGGCCAACUGUCAAAAUAUGGAGAUUUUCAUGCAGGCGGAUGCUAGUAUCGCUCUAGAACCGCUGUAUCCUGUGCUGUGCCAAAAAAUGCCUCCCUAUGAAGUCCCAGACGACUGCAUCGGACCCAUCGACCUGGCGAACGUACUGAACUCUGUGCCGUGCUCGCUGUCGCUAAAAAAUAAAUGGCAAAGUCAACCGACUACCAAUUAUUGCAAUACUCUGAUGUCGCGCGAGGCGGACGUGUCGCUGUUCGCUCUCAUCGCGAUGUCGCGUCACUUCAUGAUGUGUCUCUGGAACAGCACGCAGUUCUCUAUUUGCAGUUCCUGCUUCAUAUCUUUUAUACAGGUGUGUUCCGCGCUAGUGUGUCUCCCCGGUUGCGUGUCGGCUGGCGGUUGUCUAUGGUCGGUGUGUGCGUCGGCGCUCCUGGCCGCAUCAUUAUCUGGAGCCCCGGCCUCCCUCGCCGCGCCCCUCAUGCUGCGAGCCGCCACUAGACCUGCUCUCGUACUAAACGCCAGAACGGCGCUGUUCGUUUUCUGGUUCUACGCCUGCAAGUUCUUACCCGCCGCUGUGUCAAUAUUGAUGUUACACGCUUUGACAUUGAGGAGUUUCUGCGACCAAAUAGCCGAUCACACCCAGACGACGUCCUGUUGGAUCGUGUACCCGGUUAACAUCGGAAACUAUACGGCCGACCGCGACCUGUCUGAGAAGAGUUGGCAGGGGUGGGGGGACGACUUCUACGACGGGUUCUAUCUAGCACGACAUAUAACGCUCGCUUUGAUUAUUUUGCAUUUAAUCGUCAUAUCCAUAUCAUUUGUACACCGACAACACUCGAUCUGGCAGCGAGGUUUCUGGACGAACAGAGUCUGGUGUAUAACCGUCGUUGUGCUGAUCCUGACACAGUGUGUGUUCAGCGGCGCGCUGUUGCGAGCCUCGUAUGUAGACUGCGAGGCGUGGUCCAUGUGUUCGUUCCGCUACCACGUGCCGUGGCCGUUACUCGUCGGUUACGGAACCUCACUGGUUUUUGUAUUCGGCCUCAACGAACUCAUUAAAUGGCAGGAGAUGAAAGUCGACGCGCGAAACCAGAGACGCGCCAGAUUGGAUUUUGGAACAAAACUGGGGAUGAAUUCUCCAUUUUAAGGCUUUUAUUGCUUCUAGUCAAUUACUUUUAAUUUAAGAUUAAACGGACAAUUUAAACUACUAAUAUUAAGAGAAACGAGUGUACUUUUUACGUACCUAAUUACUAUUUUGUACUUAAUUUAUUUGUUCAAUUGUUUUGACAUGAUUUUUAAAUAAAGAAAUAAUAAAAAACGGA